Molecule: messenger RNA, 1234 nt
Organism: Archocentrus centrarchus (flier cichlid)
Lineage: Eukaryota; Metazoa; Chordata; Actinopteri; Cichliformes; Cichlidae
Product: zona pellucida sperm-binding protein 3-like
Exons: 8
Coding region: 71-1168 (365 amino acids)
Biological process (GO): positive regulation of acrosome reaction; binding of sperm to zona pellucida; egg coat formation
Cellular component (GO): extracellular matrix
Molecular function (GO): acrosin binding
Source: RefSeq, a predicted model, not a curated record
UAGCGGGAGCAUUGGCUGAAGUGUUUCAACCUUUGGCAAGCCUCAAGUCUGUCCUUGAUGUUAGAGCACGAUGGUGAUAACAGGUCCUUUGGCCUCUCUGGCUCUGCUCAUAUCACUUGCAUUUGGUGUUGCAGAUGCCAUUAGAACUUUGAAGGAUGGACCCAUGAUUGAUGCAGAAGGAAGGGAAUACAAAUCUGCUCCCCUGAGAACUGAUGCAGACAACAGCUGGCCGAACUUCAAUGAUGGACCCACUGUCCGUGUGGAGUGCUCAGAGGUGUCCAUGAUCGUCACGGUAAAAGCCGACCUGUAUAAAAAUGGAUAUCUUGUGUCACCUGGAGAACUUUUUUUGGGAGAAGAGACCAGCUGGUGUGGAGCUGUUGCUUCUGGUGACAGCGAAUACGUCAUUGAAGCUGACCUGCAGGACUGUGGCACCAAACUGAGUAUAUCUGAGGACUCUAUAAUCUACUCAAACCAGCUGGUGUUCUCACCAGCUGUCACAUACCGUGGCAUCACAAGGAUGGCCCAUGCUGUAGUUCCUGUUUCCUGCUACUAUAAAAGGCGACACACUGUGAGCAGUAACGCUCAGCAGCCGUCUCUGCUCUUCUUCCCUGCGACGUAUUCACCGGGGAGCUCCGCUUUCUCUCUGAGGCUGAUGAGCGAUGACUGGACAAGGGAGCUGUCCUCAAGAUACUUCUAUCUUGGUGACCUCCUGCACCUCGAGGCAUCUUACCAUGGUCCUGAUUCAGGACAGAGGAGACUCUUCAUCAAUAGUUGUGUUGCCACACUGACACCUGAUGCCACUUCAGUCCCCAGAUACUACUUCAUUGAGAACCAUGGGUGUCUCACUGAUUCAAGAGAGGGAUCAAACUCGCUGUUCCAACCUAGAAACAGGGCUGAUUCACUUCAGCUACAGCUCGACACUUUCCUGCUUCAAGAGGAUUCAAGGAACUCAAUUUAUAUAACUUGCCAACUGGAAGCUACACCUGCAAUAUGGAGGAGCAGCCCCAUAAACAAGGCCUGCAACUACAUAUACCCAAGGUGGAAAAAUGUGGAUGGGAAUGAUGGCGUUUGUCAGUGUUGUGACACUACCUGCACACCCUCAGUUUCAGAUCCCGUGCUUGGCGACACUGUAGUUCUGGGACCGAUGAUGAUUUUCACCAAUAAAUGAUAAAUUCCUGGACAACUGUCAACAAACCUUCACUACUUUAUUACCUGGCAUGAUGUAGUGUUAAAG